UUCUUGGGCCGCUGUCACCCCCAGAAAGAAAAGAGAAGCACCGCCAGCCCAACUCUGACAUUUCCAGUAAGAACUUGCAGACUUAAGGCAGCUGCCUCUGCGCUGCUGAGAAGGGGAUGGGAAUGGUGUGCAGUGCAGAGUGGAAAAUACCCCCGAUGUAAAGAAGUGCACUGGAUUUUUUUUUGCUCGCUGUCGUGUUUGGUGUUGUCGCGUGCACGUUAAAAGCCCCGAAGGAUCGCCGCUUAAUAGAGAUGAAGCGUGGAGAGGAUGACUGACGGCGGAACUAUGAAUUUGUUCCUUGGAGUUGCUAAUUUGCCACCCCGAAGCAACACAUAUCUCAAGGAGGAAGCGUUUGGCUGCUGCUGAUUUCUCCAAAACUGGUGGUUUACCAGACGCGUUGUGCUGUAUCUGCCCGAACAGAUCAUUGCUUAGCUGCAGCAGAUCGUCAAAGGUAGACUACCAACUGCUGUCUCCAAAUAAGAAAUGAGAUGUAAURCAUCCUGCAGCCCAUGCAUGCUUCCUCUUGCAAAUCGCGCAUCAUUCCUCUGUGGAAACCUUUAAGUCCUAAAAUCUGGGAAAAGAGUAUAAAAACAUUAUCAUGGACCUGAGGGAUUUUUACCUUUUGGCUGCUCUGAUUGCCUGUUUAAGGCUGGAUUCUGCUAUAGCUCAAGAACUUAUUUACACUAUUAGAGAGGAGCUGCCUGAAAAUGUACCCAUAGGAAACAUACCAAAGGAUCUGAACAUUUCUCAUAUCAAUGCUGCCACGGGGACCAGUGCCAGCCUUGUCUACAGACUUGUUUCUAAAGCAGGGGAUGCCCCUCUGGUCAAAGUGUCCAGUACCACCGGGGAGAUCUUCACGACGUCUAACAGAAUAGACAGAGAAAAACUCUGUGCUGGAGCUGCUUACGCUGAAGAAAAUGAGUGUUUCUUUGAACUCGAAGUGGUGAUUCUCCCCAAUGACUUUUUUAGGCUGAUCAAAAUAAAAAUUAUUGUAAAGGAUACUAAUGACAACGCACCCAUGUUUCCAUCGCCUGUCAUCAAUAUCUCCAUACCAGAAAACACUCUGAUCAACAGCCGCUUUCCAAUCCCAUCAGCCACAGAUCCUGACACAGGUUUCAAUGGCGUGCAGCAUUAUGAGCUGUUAAAUGGACAGAGUGUCUUUGGACUGGAUAUCGUAGAGACUCCAGAAGGCGAGAAAUGGCCUCAACUGAUUGUGCAGCAGAACUUGGAUAGAGAGCAAAAGGACACCUAUGUGAUGAAAAUCAAAGUGGAGGAUGGAGGUACCCCCCAGAAAUCCAGCACUGCCAUCCUGCAAGUCACAGUAAGUGAUGUCAAUGAUAAUAGGCCAGUUUUUAAAGAGAGUCAAGUAGAGGUUCAUAUACCAGAGAAUGCCCCUGUAGGCACUUCUGUAAUUCAGCUUCAUGCUACAGAUGCAGACAUAGGAAGCAAUGCAGAAAUCAGAUAUAUUUUUGGUGCCCAAGUUGCCCCUGCAACCAAAAGAUUUUUUGCUUUAAACAACACCACAGGGCUGAUUACAGUUCAGAGGUCCUUAGAUCGGGAAGAGACUGCUAUUCACAAGGUGACAGUGCUGGCUAGUGAUGGUAGCUCCACUCCGGCUCGGGCAACGGUUACCAUCAAUGUCACUGAUGUAAACGAUAAUCCUCCUAACAUAGACCUCAGGUACAUAAUAAGUCCCAUCAAUGGCACAGUGUACUUAUCUGAGAAAGAUCCUAUCAAUACAAAGAUUGCUCUAAUUACAGUUUCAGAUAAGGACACUGAUGUGAAUGGCAAAGUAAUCUGUUUCAUUGAGAGAGAGGUCCCCUUUCACUUGAAGGCAGUUUACGACAACCAGUAUUUGUUAGAGACUUCUUCCUUGUUGGACUAUGAGGGCACCAAAGAAUUCAGCUUUAAAAUUGUCGCCUCUGAUUCUGGCAAGCCCAGUUUGAACCAGACUGCCCUGGUAAGAGUUAAACUGGAGGAUGAAAAUGACAACCCUCCGAUUUUCAGCCAGCCUGUAAUUGAGCUGUCAGUUUCUGAAAACAACCGCCGUGGUCUAUACUUAACAACUAUUAGUGCCACAGAUGAAGACAGUGGGAAAAAUGCAGACAUUGUUUAUCAGCUUGGCCCUAAUGCCUCCUUUUUUGAUCUGGAUCGAAAGACGGGAGUUUUGACAGCCUCCAGAGUUUUUGACAGAGAAGAACAAGAGCGGUUCAUUUUCACCGUUACAGCCAGGGACAACGGCACCCCUCCUCUGCAGAGUCAAGCAGCUGUGAUUGUUACUGUCUUGGAUGAAAAUGACAACAGUCCCAAGUUUACUCAUAAUCACUUCCAAUUUUUUGUGUCGGAGAACUUGCCAAAGUAUAGCACCGUGGGCGUCAUAACGGUGACUGAUGCAGAUGCUGGGGAAAAUAAAGCGGUGGCUCUUUCCAUCCUCAAUGACAAUGAAAACUUUGUGCUGGAUCCUUUCUCUGGAGUUAUAAAGUCCAACGUUUCUUUUGACCGAGAACAGCAGAGCUCCUACACCUUUGAUGUCAAGGCCGUGGAUGGAGGACAACCACCUCGCUCUUCUACAGCGAAAGUCACAAUAAAUGUCAUGGAUGUUAAUGAUAACAGUCCUGUUGUCAUCUACCCACCCUCCAAUACUUCUUUUAAGCUAGUGCCACUUUCAGCAAUUCCAGGAUCGGUUGUAGCAGAAGUGUUUGCUGUGGAUAUAGACACUGGAAUGAAUGCCGAACUGAAGUAUACGAUUGUAAGUGGAAAUAACAAAGGUUUGUUUCGUAUUGACCCUGUGACAGGUAAUAUCACUCUGGAAGAGAAACCAACUCCUAAUGAUGUAGGGCUGCAUCGUUUAGUGGUCAACAUAAGUGAUCUGGGUUAUCCCAAAUCCUUGCAUACCCUUGUGCUGGUAUUUUUGUAUGUAAAUGAUACUGCUGGAAAUGCCUCUUACAUUUACGACUUGAUACGCAGGACUAUGGAAACACCUCUGGACCGGAACAUCGGGGACAGUAGCCAGCCCUACCAAAAUGAGGACUAUCUGACGAUCAUGAUUGCUAUUGUGGCAGGUGCUAUGGUUGUCAUAGUAGUGAUAUUUGUCACAGUUCUUGUCCGCUGUCGCCAUGCAUCCAGGUUCAAAGCAGCCCAGAGGAGCAAGCAGGGUGCUGAGUGGAUGUCUCCCAAUCAGGAGAACAAGCAAAACAAGAAAAAGAAAAGGAAGAAAAGGAAAUCUCCAAAGAGUUCCCUUUUGAACUUUGUGACCAUUGAGGAGUCCAAACCUGAUGAUGCAGUUCAUGAACCUAUCAACGGGACAAUAAGCCUUCCAGCGGAGCUGGAGGAGCAAAGUAUAGGAAGAUUUGACUGGGGCACAGCACCGCCAACAACCUUUAAGCCUAACAGUCCUGAUCUUGCCAAGCAUUACAAGUCUGCCUCUCCACAGUCUGCUUUUCAUCUCAAACCUGACACUCCAGUUUCAGUAAAAAAGCACCAUGUGAUUCAGGAACUCCCGUUGGACAACACCUUUGUUGGUGGUUGUGACACCCUUUCCAAACGCUCUUCCACUAGUUCAGAUCACUUCAGUGCCUCAGAGUGCAGCUCCCAAGGAGGCUUCAAGACAAAGGGCCCCUUACACACCAGACAGGUAAACGAGCACUUUUACUGGUCUAUAAGUACUGCAUACAAGUGCCCCGUCAACCAGUAUUAAAGUGCCAGUAUGUUUGUGUUUAAGUCUGAUUUUAGCUUAGUUAUACA
Messenger RNA from Nothoprocta perdicaria, 3744 nucleotides. It is a transcript of the gene PCDH9, whose product is annotated as protocadherin 9. The coding region runs from base 599 to 3697 and encodes 1032 amino acids. The record is from RefSeq and is a predicted model, not a curated record. Gene Ontology annotation, molecular function: calcium ion binding. Gene Ontology annotation, cellular component: plasma membrane. NCBI's taxonomy places the organism in Eukaryota, Metazoa, Chordata, Aves, Tinamiformes, Tinamidae. The transcript has 2 exons. Gene Ontology annotation, biological process: homophilic cell-cell adhesion.